CCAAGCAGUCCCUAAUGAAUUUUUCCGGCAUCAAAAGGCAAAGAGAAUCUUGAGUUGGAAUUUCCCUCGGGUUUCAGGCUGUUCCGCUACGGUACUUUAUGGUGGGGGACGUCGGUCCGGGUGAAUGUCCGCCAACGGAGGCUCACCUCACCAUCUGCCCGCUGGGCGCCCUAGCCCCUUUUGUGCUCUCCCUUCCUCCCACAUUUCGUUGUCCCGAUUUCCAAGAUACAUGAACCGCUUCCUACGUGCCUAAGCCCACACCCCAGUCAGUAUGUUCGCUCGUUUCAUUCAACCCACCUCCGCUCGCCUCGUUUUUCCUCCAAUCCUUCGUCUUGUUCGCCCGAUGUCGUCCUUGAGCUCUAAAUCUUAUGAACACAUUCUGGUUUCUUCCCCCAGGCCGGGUGUAGGGCAGAGUGAGUAGCCUUCUGGAGCGUUAAUUAAGCUAAUUGCUUAUAAUUGAUUCCGUAGUUACUCUCAACCGUCCAAGGGUCAAUGCCUUAAACACACCGCUCAUGUCCGAGCUCAACGAUGCUCUUCGCGCAUUCGAUGAUUCAAAAGCAACCGGUGCAAUUGUCAUUACCGGCAACGAAAGGACGUUCGCUGCGGGUGCAGAUAUCAAGGAAAUGCAGAACUUGACAUUCUCAGAAGCGUACGGCAAAGAAUUUAUCAGGCUAUGGUCGGACGUCACCCAAAUCUCAAAACCCGUCAUUGCUGCUGUCAAUGGGCAUGCUCUUGGGGGUGGUUGCGAACUCGCCAUGAUGGCCGACAUUAUCUAUUGUGGACCAAAGGCUACAUUCGGACAACCAGAAAUCAAGUUGGGAGUAAUCCCGGGCGCAGGCGGAUCCCAGCGGUUGGUUAAAGCUAUUGGGAAAGCGAAGGCGAUGGAAUUGAUUCUCACUGGAGAGACGUUCUCCGCUGAGGAGGCGGAGAGGUGGGGUCUUGCUGCAAGGGUGUUUGAGACUCCCGAGAAAUGUGUCGAGGAAGCAUUGAAAACUGCGGAGACAAUUGCUAGAUACGGAGCGCUAGCGGUAAAGGCAGCCAAAGAGGUUGUCAACCAGAGCUACGAGGUCGGGUUGAGUGAGGGUGUCAAGUAUGAGAGGAGGGUAUUCCACGCACUGUUCUCCACAAAGGAUCAGAAGGCCGGAAUGGCUGCAUUUGUCAAUAAGACAAAGCCUGAAUGGACCGGGGAAUAAGUGAUCUACGGAUUGAGAGAUGGUAUCGCCUUGACCUAGGCUCUUUAACUUGCAGUGUCUUUUUCGCUACUUCUUUUGUAUGAUUGUGAAUAGCAGGAUAACAACUAUCACUACCGGUAUUCCAUUAACACAUACUGAGGGCUAGGGGUUUGGAUUGCUUGAACAUGUGCAAUCCCUCCUGGCUCUAUGCGCUUUGUAGUCAGGAAUAUUUAAUGCAUGAGCCGGGAGGGGUAAAUACCGGUACUGUAAACUUGAAACCGGUAUCUGUUUUUUUCAUUCCCGCAGACUGCACGUAUGGUACGGUAUGAUAUUAUGAUAUACAAGUCUACAACGGUUGAUCUUAGUUUCAAAGCCCCAGCACCACAUCAAGGCGUCAACCACGCUGGGGUCCCACGAGCCGUCCGCUGGCCAGCCAACCCAUGUUGGACGGACGAUAGCCGAACCCAUCAUAUCAUACCAUGCUAAAGUAUCCUUCCGGCCAGGCACCCUCACUGUUGAGGUGUGUUACCGUGCUCUUGAGCAACAGUAAAUACUGCUCGUGGGAGCUCUAGCUGUCCUAACAGUCCCAGAGCCCCUCCGCAACAGUGAUGCAAAUUCCAU
This is a messenger RNA of Tuber aestivum (summer truffle), 1793 nucleotides long. The record is from the annotation of a GenBank genome assembly. Lineage: Eukaryota; Fungi; Ascomycota; Pezizomycetes; Pezizales; Tuberaceae.